Molecule: messenger RNA, 1245 nt
Organism: Triticum turgidum subsp. durum (durum wheat)
Lineage: Eukaryota; Viridiplantae; Streptophyta; Magnoliopsida; Poales; Poaceae
Source: the annotation of a GenBank genome assembly
AUGGAAGUAGAUACACUGAAGGAUGAAUUCAAUCGUGUUGUUAAAAAGCAGAAACUUGCAUCGUCGAGAACUAUAGAUUUGGUAAACCAAAUCGAGAAAGAAAUUGAGCAGGCUAUCGGUGCUAUCCAAGAAAAUGGCACAGAUAGGGAUGCUGCAUCAAACCUGAACCAUGAAAUUCUUACCAAUCUGAAGAAUACGCUGAAAGAGUUGGUUCCAGUGAAGCAACUUGAGAGCUGCCAGAAAGAAAUGAACACUGCACUCGGCAAGUGGGUCAAGACCACCGAGAAAUUCUUCAUCAAUGAUAUUUCAAAAGCUUACAAGAAUGUCGACAUGGAACCACAUGUACUUAAUGAGAUUAUUGCAAACCAUCUAUACCGGGAGGCAUUAUUUGACAUAGGUGACAACUUUCUAGGAGAGGCCAGUUGCUUAGCAUCUAUAAAACUGAAACAACUGUUUCAGGAGAUGUAUGAGAUUUUUGGUGCGCUGCGGACUGAGAAAUCUGAGCCAGCUCUGAGUUGGGCAAUGAAAAAUCAUGAUGCACUACUGCAAAACGAUUCCUGUCUCGAGCUUAAGCUUCACCAGUUGCAGUUUGUUGAGAUACUCAAGCAAGGAAAAAGAGAUGAGGCUCUUCAGUAUGCUAGGACAUACCUCGCGCCAUUUGCUACCAUACACAAGGAUGUAAUCCAGAAGCUGAUAGCCUCCAUAUUAUGGGCCGGGCGCCUUGACCAGUCACCAUAUACAGAGUUCUUAGUACCAACUAACUGGGAGAAGCUAGCUGAGGAGUUCGCUCAACAGUUCUGCAAUCUGAAGGGUCAAUCCUCCACAGGUCCUAUGGGCAUGACAGUUGCAGCUGGAGCUGAAGUGUUGCCAAUUCUUCUUAAACUGAUGACGGUACUAACUGCAAAAAGGGAGUGGCACUCUAUGAAGGAAUUUCCUUUCCCAUUGGACCUCCGCAGGGAUUUUCAGUUCCACUCAGUGUUCAUCUGUCCUGUGCUUCGUGAGCAAGGUAGUGAUGAUAAUCCUCCAAUGCUUCUUCCAUGUGGGCAUGUCUUGUCGAAGCAGUCGACUGUGAAAUUAUCAAAGAGCAGCUCCCGGUCUUUCAAAUGCCCAUAUUGCCCGUUCGAAGCAUUGGCAUCUGAGUCCUUUGCUAUCUCUUUUCCUGUCAACGGUGCUACGUUCUUUUAUCACCUCCCUGAUAAUGUCAAAUUUUCGUUGACACUUGCAAAGAGUAUGAAAGAGAUGUAA